AUGAUCUUGAAGCUUCUAUUUUUGUUUCUGCAAGUUGCUGUUGGCACAGAUCUCCAGAAAGAUCUGAGAGAAUGCCCAGAUCAAGAUUUGGCAGAGAUUUGCAAUGGCCAGUGCGGACAGAAAUUUGUCGAGUGCAGGGAAGCAUGUACUGAUUCUAUUUGCGAGUCUGAGUGUCUCGCUUCAUUUUCAGCUUGCAUUGAUUCAUGUCCUUGUUAUCGAGAUUGUCCUGAAGGCUGCUUUGAUUGUGAGCAUCCUUUGUGCUUUUGCAAGGAUCCGGAAAUUACUAAUCCUACAUACAAGCAAUGCAUCGAAGAGGCGGGGCGUGAAUUGAAAGAUUGCGUAGUCAAUUGUGUGGCAAAUAAAGACUGCUUUGACCUUUGCUAUGGAAAUUUUACGGUCGCCUCGGAACGAUGCCCUUGCAUGGCUGAAUGUCCUGGCGGAUGUCCCUGUGAAAAUGGAUACAAUUGCCAACCGUUCAUUUUGGCUCUGGGUGAAUGGCGAGAUCACAGAAUCAGCUAUGUAAUUUCUUCGGAUGGCCAUUUUAUUGAAAAUCGACAUUUCGAUAUUCCAGAUGGCGAUGGAACGUACUCAUAUCUAGAAUCUGCUGGCUUCUCGAUUCUCAAUGGCGAAGUGUACAUUUUCGGGGAAAAUUUUCUGAUAAAAAAUCGCGAAACUUAA
Molecule: messenger RNA, 678 nt
Organism: Oikopleura dioica
Lineage: Eukaryota; Metazoa; Chordata; Appendicularia; Copelata; Oikopleuridae
Source: the annotation of a GenBank genome assembly